Messenger RNA from Botrytis cinerea B05.10, 919 nucleotides. RefSeq lists its product as hypothetical. The record is from RefSeq and is a predicted model, not a curated record. The transcript has 2 exons. Lineage: Eukaryota; Fungi; Ascomycota; Leotiomycetes; Helotiales; Sclerotiniaceae. The coding region runs from base 109 to 801 and encodes 230 amino acids.
GAUUUAAUCGCCCCUCCUACUACAUUUAUUUCCAAUUUCCCCUCCUCAACCAUCUUGCGCACCUCCUCCAAGCCUCGCACCUUCCACGCCCUCCCACUCCUCGACACCAUGCCCUGCACAGAACUCGCGCUUCUCCCCCUCACAUCCCCGCUUUCUCCGCGUCUCCUCCCCAAACUCCGCACUUGCAAACAGGUGCUCGAGACAGCGUCGGGUUACCCUUGUCACUUCUAUCAACAGGUGGAAAAUUCUUCGUAUAUGUAUAUUGUCGGGACCUGGGAGAGUCCGGGGCAUCAUGAGAGAUUCUUGCCCAGUGUGGAGAAUUUGGGACUUUUUGAUUUGUUGAGGGGGGAGGUGGUGCUGGGGGUGGGGAUUGGAGAGACGGUCGAGGGGAGGGGCAUUAGGAUGUGGCAUUUGGAAGGCGAUGCACUCAGUUCCUUCCGGACAGGAAUAGAUGAAGGAAUUGGAGAAGAAGACGCCAAGAAAAAAUCUCCCUUCAGUGCGCCCAUCAUAUCAUGUAACAGACAUUACAUAACAUCCCAUAAUAGGGAAGGGUUUAGUGAGAAGUUUGACGAGUUAAAACAUACGUUAGAAAACGAAACGGAAGAGUAUGAGAUCGAGGGAGGGUGGAGGAUAGAAAAGGAGGCAGAGGAUAAGGAGGAAUGGGUCAUGUUUUGUGGGUGGGAGAGUGUGGAGAAACAUAUGGCUUUUAGUAAGAAGGAUAGCUUUAAAGAGUGGAAAGGAAUCGUGGAUUGGGUGGAGGGGUUUGAGGUUAGGCACUUAAGGUUGAUUGAGGGGUUGUGAUUUGGGAGUUCUUGAAUGAGAAAUGAUGGAAAUGAUCUUUGAUUUUAGAGCAGAACGAGUUGAUUGGGCUGGAUGAUAGGAUGAUAGAGGGCGUUCAAAUGCCAGCCGCUCUCGAUCA